Messenger RNA from Falco peregrinus (peregrine falcon), 4909 nucleotides. Its product is annotated as potassium/sodium hyperpolarization-activated cyclic nucleotide-gated channel 4-like. The record is from RefSeq and is a predicted model, not a curated record. NCBI's taxonomy places the organism in Eukaryota, Metazoa, Chordata, Aves, Falconiformes, Falconidae. The transcript is spliced from 4 exons. Bases 6 to 2090 code for a protein of 694 amino acids.
AGUAUAUGUCCUUCCACAAGCUCCCUGCAGACAUGCGGCAGCGCAUCCAUGACUACUAUGAGCACCGCUACCAGGGGAAGAUGUUUGAUGAGGAGAGCAUCCUGGGAGAACUGAGCGAGCCCCUCCGAGAGGAAAUCAUAAACUUCAACUGCCGGAAGCUGGUUGCCUCCAUGCCUCUGUUUGCCAACGCAGAUCCCAACUUUGUGACGUCCAUGUUGACCAAGUUGCGGUUCGAGGUGUUUCAGCCAGGGGAUUAUAUCAUCCGGGAGGGCACCAUCGGCAAGAAGAUGUACUUCAUCCAGCAUGGGGUGGUGAGCGUCCUCACCAAAGGCAACAAGGAAACCAAGCUGGCAGAUGGCUCCUACUUUGGAGAAAUCUGCCUGCUGACUCGUGGCCGGCGCACAGCCAGUGUGCGAGCUGAUACCUACUGCCGGCUCUACUCCCUCUCGGUGGACAACUUCAACGAGGUGCUGGAAGAGUAUCCCAUGAUGCGGCGAGCUUUUGAAACCGUGGCUCUUGACCGGCUGGACAGAAUUGGCAAGAAAAAUUCCAUUCUGCUGCAUAAAGUCCAGCAUGACCUCAAUUCGGGUGUUUUCAACUACCAAGAGAAUGAGAUCAUCCAGCAGAUUGUGCAGCAUGACAGAGAGAUGGCGCACUGUGCUCACAAUGUCCAGGCUGCCGCUGCCGCUGCUGCUGCUGCCGCAUCCACACCCACCCCUGUCAUCUGGACGCCACUGAUCCAGGCACCCCUGCAAGCUGCAGCAGCCACCACUUCUGUCGCUAUAGCUCUGACCCACCACCCACGCCUCCCAACAGCCAUCUUCCGUCCUCCAGUGUCUGUCUUGGGUUCCUUGGGGCAGCAGUCCAACCAGACUCCAAGACAACUGAAAAGGCUUCAGUCUCUAAUCCCGUCAACUGGCCCUUCUGCUCUUGGCUCUCCCUCCAGUACUCCAUCCCAGCUGCAUACACCAGGAGCAGAAACCCCUUCAUCCUCUUCCUUCCACAUCCAGCAGCUCGCAGGAUUCUCAGCUGCCGCUGGCUUAGGCCAGUUCCAGGUGGGAUCCCCUCCAGGUGGCUCAAGCCAGCCAGGUUUGAGUGGCGCAUCCUCAGUGGGACUGAGCCAGUUCCAACAUGCACCUUCUGGAUCACCCUUAGGUACAGCUCAGCCCAUGCAGCAGCAGCAGCAGCACCCAGCCCUUUCCAGUAGUGGGUUUGGGCACUUCCAGCAAGCUACAACUAGCUCCCCAUCAACAUCGCUCACUCAGCUUUCAUCAAACUCACCCCCGAGUCUUCUCAACCAGUUCCAGCCCACCACAAGACCACUGCAGGGGGGACAGUUACAGCAGCUCUCAGGCAGUGGGACUUUGGCAGGAAUGAAUCACUUCCAACCCCCUCCUUCUUCCAGCUCUCCAUCCUCCAGCCUAAGCCAGAUGGCACAAGCCUCUGGCGGGCCAUCCUCAGGCCUGUGCCAAACACAUCCAAGUGCAUUAGGAUCUUUAACUGGAACGAUAGCCCAGCUCCACCAAGAACGGCCACGUUUUGCUUCCAUGUCUCCACUACAACAGUCUGGUGUUGCCUCUCCCUGUUAUACCCCUUCUGGCCUUAGUCCUCCCACUCAGAGCCCAGUGGCAACAAGAACUUUUCAGUGUGGCCCUUCUGGGGCUUCAGGCUCUCAUGGAUCUCUGCUCCUGCCUCAAACCGCCAGCCCACCUCUGCAGAUCCUGCAGUCCAAGAGCACGCCACCUGUACCACCGGGACGUCUGAACCAGGACAUCAAGUUGAUUUCUGCUUCCCAGCCAUCUUUGCCCCAAGAGCUGGCUCAGACGCUGAGUCAAAGUUCUCAUUCCUCUAGAGAAUCUGUUUCCAGCUUCUCUCCUUUUCCUGGUGGAGGGACUGGACUUCUUGGGAAGCCUUGUAGCUCAGUUCCUGGGCGUGUGACUUUACCACGUCAGAUGUCCUCAGGUUCUUUACCACAUCCACUGGUGUUUGGGGCCAGCGCUGCUUCUCUGACUGCUGGUGGGCGGAAAGAAUCCAUAGUGCUCACAGGGGAUCUGGAACCUGUCAGAUCCAAACUGCCCUCCAAUUUGUGAGGACUCCUUCUGAGAGCUGUUGUGUCAGCCGUGCAAUUCAGUUGCUUAUUAGACUUUCAUGAAUCAUUUUUUCCUUUUCUUCCGCCCCCCCGCCCGACCUUUUUCCUUCAUUUCUUUUGUUUAGGUUUAAUUGUGAUUAGAAACAAACAAAAAACAACAUGAAAAACAACAAAAAAAGAAGAUAACCAGGUAUUCUUAGAGCUAUAGAUUUUUGGUCACUUGAUUUUAUAGAAUAUUUUAAUACAUGGAAAAAAAGGAUAUCAGCAAAUUUAAUCCAACGAGGUAACACACAGACAAGGCGUGUGCCUGAGCUGGAACAUGUGAAUGAUCAGCCAUAGAAGCCACCAAAAAAGGUUUUCCUGUUGAGACAAAGAUCUGAGGUUGACGUGGGCUGUAAAAUGGAACAUCAGGUCAGGCAUAUAGAUGGUGUUUUUAGAACAGCUGCAGUUGGUCUCAGCUUUGCACCAGCUGUGAAUCUGGGCCCCAGUACCUAGUUACGGGGGGAUUUGGAUAGCUCACUGUGUGCGUCAGAAAGUUUUACUUACUCCUAGGUUUUCUCCUGUGAUCAGCAGUUUGCAGAGGAAGCAACAGGAGGGGUGAGUUUCAUUAAUGCAGUCCCCUCUAGGGGUUUCAGAAGGGCCAAUUUUUUGUUUGAACUCCAUCUGAAGAAGAUGAAGGUGGCCAGGAGAUGGACGGGCCUGACUUCAGAUGCUUGUCUCUUAUUCCACUGAUGCUCUAGUGGGAACAAGAAGCAAUCCCUUGUAAGUCACAAGGAGGGCAGUGAAUAUCCUCUCUAUUUUUGUAGGCGUCGUGGAUGUGGGUUGUGGGAGAAGUCCUGUCUCUCUGCCAGCACACCAAGCAGUUCACCCCAGCCAACAGAAGAGCCUAAGCUUCAACCUCUCCAUGGACUGGAAAGCCUGUGUGCUGCCUUCCAGGUUGAGGAGUGCAAAGCAAGGGGAGGGAUGGAGAAAGACGCAGCAGUUUAACCUUCCCUUUCCCAUUUUAAUGUCUCAGUGUCCAUGGGCUGACUGCUUUGAAGAGAAUUGUGUAGAAAAAGAUUGAAAAGUGGGGUGCAGUCACCCCAGCCCUCUUCCUCCUUAGCCCAGGGGAGUUUGAGCUUUGGGGCACCAAGGGUAAUACUGGUGCCCAGCCAAGAAUCCUCCAGAUUUGCAACUAUAUUUAUACCAUUAAACAAGAUUAGACCAGAAAUUUGGCCAGCCAUGGUCCAUGCUUCUCCUCUGAUGGGGGAAUUGAAAUCAUUUGCUUGAUUUCACCAGCAAUAACAGCCUGCACCUGAUUGGCUUUGGUCUUGCCCUGCAGUUGCAGCAUCACUGGACACAUCUGGGGCCUGGCAGGCACCUUGAGCUGGAUUUUUUGGGCUCCCCUGAUUUAAGGUAGUCAAAGUGGGAUGAAGAUAGUAAGGGGCCAUUGGGUGUACACCGCACUGAGAAGCUACAGCCUUUACCUCUAGAGCAAAUGUCUCCUUUUACUUUGAUCCUUUCUUCCUCUCAUUUUUUUUCUUGGGCCAAGAGGUGUCUCCGGCCACCUCACUGUAAAGAGUCAGGUGCUCAACUUUUCUAACACUUGUUAGAAACACAUGUCCAGCCUCCCUCUGUUUCCAGCUAUCAUGGGGUCCCUCCAGCCCUCAGAGGGGAAAGCAGGACUUCAUGCAGCAGUGCCAAAAAACUUACUAUUAUCACAGUAAUGAUACAGGUCCAUGUAGCUCCCUCUUUUACCUCCUUCCAACUCUCUCCCAAAACACUGGCUGACAGUUGUUUUUUAUAUCGGAUUGUUUGCAAAACUCUUGACAUGUGCCUGUAUCUUGAAUGUUGCUGCAAGCAUUCCUGGGCACUCCUGCUUCAAUGUGCUUUGGUGGCUCAGAAUUCAGAUGUAAUCGGCUUUGGUCUUCCUUAAAGGGUCAGGGGAACUCUGUUUUUUCUACUAGCUACAUACAACUAUAUAUGUGUGAGUGUGUGUGGUGGGAGGGGUGCAUGUGUGUGUGUGUGUGUGUGUGUGUGUGUGUGUGUGUGUAGAUUUUAUAUAUAUAUAUACACACAUGCUUUUAUAUAUAUAGUAUAGUUAUACACAUAUGUAGUCUAUUUAUGCACAUGUGUGAGCAUGCACACACACACACACACAUAUAUUUACAUAUCUAUCUAUCCUAGUUUUAAAAUACAUGUCAGUUUUGACCCUCCUGUAGGACUGAUUGGCAGGUGAUAAUUAUAAUAUAUAGAUCCUGAUUUUCCAAAUAUGUACAGGUUCAUCUUGAAACAGAAUCAGUUGAUGGAAUUGAAGCAGACUCACAGACCCUCUCAUAUUGUCGUAGGUAGGUAGGAGGCAGUUCCUAGAAGGAAGACUCACAAUAUCCUUUUAAGUUUUAUAUUUGUUUAAGCAAUCUUUUUUCCCUGUAUGCUAGAGGGCCCCUAGAAUGAGCAUCUCAGGAGCCUGGGAGCUGUUUGGGUCUAGGGUAUCUAAUAUAAGCAGGUGGGAAAGGUCUUCAGCCCAGCAAUGCCAAGCUCUCAUGGCUGUCCUGUGACUGCUGCAUUGGUACUUGAAUCUCAACAACCCCUGUGGACACUCAGACAAGCGGAGGUGCACAGAAACACCCUGAGGGCUGUCUCUGGUAGAUGUGCGUUCCAUCCACCAGUCUGGUGAACAUCCUUCUUCAGUUGGGUUCCUUUGCUUUGUUUUUCAUGGGGAUAUUGUUUGAUUUUCCAGUUCUUAGCAGUGCAGUAGCCAAUAUUGAGUUAUUCUGACUGGACCCCAGUCAACACUAGGCUUGUCUCAGUAGGUGGAACUAUAUUUAUUAUUACUGUUAU